Parastagonospora nodorum SN15 is the source of this 204-nucleotide messenger RNA. RefSeq lists its product as hypothetical. Lineage: Eukaryota; Fungi; Ascomycota; Dothideomycetes; Pleosporales; Phaeosphaeriaceae. The record is from RefSeq and is a predicted model, not a curated record. Bases 1 to 204 code for a protein of 67 amino acids. The transcript is spliced from 3 exons.
AUGACUGGCAUGAACGCCAAUGGCAUUGUUGAUCAGGCCUAUAUUGAGCUUCUGGCAGCCAAACCCGUAUGCGCGGGAGCCGAACGUAGAUGUAAGUCGGUGGUAUUCCAGUUUGACAUUGCUGGCAGGUUUGUGCAUCGGAGGAGUUCUGAAAUUCGCAAAGCCAGCAUCGAUUUGGGUCAGGAGGAGCAACGUUUGUCAUGA